AUGUCCGCCACGGCCAGAUGCCUCGAGGCGACGGAAGGGCCGGGCUCGGGCAGCAGCCGGUGCCUGUUCCCCGGGAAGGAGCACAGGACCAGCGUCACGGCGGCGGAGUUCAAGAGGUGGCUGAAGCAGUUCGACGCCGACGGCGACGGGCGGAUCAGCAGGCGGGAGCUCCGGGAGGCCAUCCGCCGCCGGGGCGCGUGGUUCGCCAGCGUCAAGGCCUGGUGCGCCGUCCGCCGCGCCGACAGGGACCGCAACGGCUUCGUGGACGACUGCGAGAUGGAGAGCCUCGUCGAGUUCGCCGGGGACGAGCUGGGCUUCCUCAUUUCCAAGGAGCCGACGACGCCCGACGGGCGCAACCACUGCAGGUGGUGA
This is a messenger RNA of Miscanthus lutarioriparius, 372 nucleotides long. Lineage: Eukaryota; Viridiplantae; Streptophyta; Magnoliopsida; Poales; Poaceae. The record is from the annotation of a GenBank genome assembly.